Messenger RNA from Salmo salar (Atlantic salmon), 2565 nucleotides. Its product is annotated as inhibitor of nuclear factor kappa-B kinase-interacting protein. The record is from RefSeq and is a predicted model, not a curated record. Lineage: Eukaryota; Metazoa; Chordata; Actinopteri; Salmoniformes; Salmonidae.
UUUCAGGCGUCAGCAGUCUACGUGGCUGGCUGACGCAUUUUGUUCUUUUCCCCAAAUUCCAAGGAGCGUUCAAGUGGUCGAUUCCUUUACGGGAACUGUAGACUUGUUUCUAUGCAUUGGCAAGUAGAAUUACUUUUAUUUAAGGUUUAUUUGAUUAUCUGAAAUACCUAAAUAUUCUAAAUUAUAUUCACAUUUGAACGUAUGCGUUUAACUUGAAUUUGGAUGGAGUUUCUUGCGCUAGUCUGCUGCGAAACUUCUAGAGCUGUGGGCCAUUGUCGCUUGCAGUCGCAGCCGCUACUUUGAAUCAAUUCCUUUUCAUGUAGGCCUAGUAGGCAAUAGGAAACUGCAAGCCGAAACGUUGUUGCAGGCUACAAAAAUGCCAAGUAAUGAAGUAAAGCAAAGGAAGAAGACCGCGGCUCAGAAACAAAAUGACGAACCGGUCGAAACGUCAAAGUACACUUCCGAAGAUGAAGCAAAAAAAGCAAAAGCUACCGAAGGAAAUAGCUUGGCUGAACGUAAAAGCUCCUCACCGUCCUCCCUGGAUGUGAAAACGAUAACUUGUCUACUGUCACUGAUAGUUUGCAUAGUGCUUACAUGGGUGGUAUUACAGCAGAAUGCAAGAUUCUUCGACGUGGAAGAAAAGUACAAACUACUGUCUGGGAAGACUGCAAGUCUCCUUGAAAUGGAGGAGGAAGUCAUCAAAGUGUCCAAGAAGUGCGAGGGUGUCCAGAGCCUGUUGGAGCAUAUAGAGAGGCAGCCUGGUGGUCUCCUGCCCCACUUGGAGGCCCUGGAGCGGGAUGUAAGCCAGCUGAAGGACUGGGCGUCCGGCCUAACGGAGAAACGCGGCCUGCACCAGGACAGAGUGGCAGCACUGACCGAGGCUGUGGGACAAAUCGAGGGACGCACCUCUGCCAUCACUAAGGAUGUCAACACUAAGGUGGCGUCGGUGCGGACAGACGUGCGUCGGAUGGAUGGGCUCCAGUCGGAGGUGGAGUCUCUCCUGGAGAAGGUAACGGAGCUGGAGGAGAGGGCCGCCCAGGCCGAACGCAGCAUGGUCAAACGUAUCGGCGACCUGCUGGCCGGCAGCAUCGACCGCAUCCAGGGCCUCAAGGGCGCCACGGAGCGCAACGCCCAAGCCCUGGAGCAGCUCAAACGCCGCCUACCCGAGCUGUUCGCCAACGACCAGCAGAUCUCAGAGCGCCUGAGGGAGCUGGAAAGCGGCCGUGCCCGAUUGGUCCGCACGGUGACCUUUGCCGGCGACCUCAAGCCCAAGGUGGCGGCCAUCAAGCGGGACUUCGGGGCGCUGGCUCCGCAGGUGGAUGAGCUGACCCUGAGGAUCGGCCGUCUGGCCGAGGAUCUGACCAGGAGGGAGGAGGACAUCGCAGAGCUACGGCAGACCUUCGCUAACCUCAGCGCUGUGGAGGAGGACCUAGGAGUUGUGACACAGCAGUUGAGUCAGAUAGUUAAGCCUGAGAUGCAGGUAGUGGGAGGAGAGAUGCUUCUGCAGAAAGUCAACGUGAGUCAAGCCCUCCCUCAGACACUGGAAGGAGAGCUGUGAAGGAGUGCUUUUCUAUAAGCUAUAGAUCUACAGAGUAAAUGGCAAACUUUCAGCUUGUCACCAAUCCUUCCCUUACAAUAACUUGCACAUUUUUGUAAAUGUAAACAGAGUUUGCUGAUCUCUCUACACCCAUGGUUGACCCCACCUAGCUCUUACAACAGGUACUUCUGGAUUCCCCCCAGAGAUCUUGAUUAAUGUAAGCAAUAUAAUGGAAACCACAGAAGAACAGGUUACUCCCCCUAUAAUGUACAUUCCAGUAUACUUUCCAUUGACUGUAUACCUAUACAGAUCUUUAGGGGGUUGAGAGGUAAGUCCUAGGGGUUAGGUUGAGACUAACUGGGCCUUUUGUCUAGAAUGCUGACUAACGUAUGUUGCUCUACAAAUUGUAUCCUUGAAUGAACCUGUCAUAUGUGUAGGUUGGCAUUUAUUGCGAUGAAUCUUGUCCUGGAGGCAGAGCUGAGCAAUUUCCACUAGAAGGGCCAGUGGCAAAGUCAAAAUUCAUGAAAACAAAAAUGUGCUUGUUGGUCUUAAUUUAAGGUUAGCAGUGUGGUUUAGGUUAGGUUUAAAAUCAGAUUUUAUGACUGCGCCAGCUAGUGACUACCCUGCAGAGCUGCCUCCAGUACAUGAGUCAUCCCAAUAAAUGCCAACCUACGUCCUAGGAGGCUGGAAUGUUAUUUUUUGAGAACAAUUCCAUCAAUCAUGGUGAAUGAGAGGUCUUGCUGGUCCACAGUUUUGGAAUGUGAGCAGUCUCUUGAACAGUUUCCCCCUAAUCAGUUGUCAGUCUGGCCAGUGGUGGGGUUGUAACAACUAGAGGUCGACCGAUUAUGAUUUUUCAGCGCCGAUACCGAUUAUUGGAGGACCCCCAAAAAAAGCCGAUACCGAUUAAUCGGCCGAUUCUUUUUAUUUAUUUGUAAUAAUGACAAUUACAACAAUUCUGAAUGAACACUUAUUUUAACUUAAGAUAAUACAUCAAUAAAAUCAAUUUAGCCUCAAAUAAAUAAUGAAAC